GAAAAACAAAUCAACAAUUGGUUUAUUCGUAUCUUUCUCAUUUCUCUCUAGUCUAUAUCGCUCUCAGAAUACAAUUGGAAAAAAGAACAAGGUAUUUAGGAAUCUCUCAUUCUUGAGUAGCUAAGCAUUGAGGUCUCCUUUGCGUUUAUAGAUUAUUUUUUUUGGUUGAAAUUGUUUGGUUCUGUUGGGAUAUGUUGUUGUGUUAGGGAAGAGAACACAAAAAGAAAUGGUUAGAGAAGAGGAGAAAUCGAGAUGGUGGUGGUUCGAGAGCCACAAGAGCUCCAAACAUUCUCAAUGGCUUCAAUCAACACUCGCUGAGAUUGAUGCAAAGACAAAGGCAAUGUUGAAGUUGUUAGACGGAAACGCAGACUCUUUCGCUCAGCGUGCUGAGACUUACUACAAGAAACGUCCUGAGCUUAUCAGCUUUGUCGAAGACUUUUAUCGAGCUCACCGUUCCUUAGCCGUGAACUUCGACCACCUCAAGUCUUCCGACCACUAUGGAUCUCGCUCCGCUAAGGUUCCCCAACAAUCCAUGGAGUCCGUUUGUGACAGCAAUUCUCACUUUGAAGAUGCCGAUUCUGAGAUUGAAGACCCCCUUCAAGAUGAUGCCUCCGCAGCUGAUUGCAAAGAAGAUGAGACUUGGCAAUUGGAACAAGAAAGGUUGAAGCUGAUCGAAGAGACUGAUGCUCUGAGGAAACAGCUCUUAGACAAGGACGAAGAGAAGAGAGAGGUCAUCAGACAGCUUUCUCUAACCCUUGAGACCCUCAAAGACGAGAACUUGAGCCUCAAGAGACGCCUUGCCCACCAUUCUCUCAAGCAACGCACCGUUUUGGAGUUCAAGCCACUAAACAAGUUCUUUGGGAAGCUGUUUUACAUUAUGUGCGAUGGCAACAAGGUCCUUUAGGUUGGCUCAUCUACCUCAUGAGCUUAGCUUCGAUAUUUUCUGUGGUUCAUUUCACUGUUUAUCAAGAUAUAUCCUGUCCUUUCCGUGCUGUAUUAUAACCGGUAAUUAUCCUACUUAAUAAUGCAUGCUGUUCUGAUUUGUUC
Arabidopsis thaliana (thale cress) is the source of this 1047-nucleotide messenger RNA. RefSeq names its product Kinase interacting (KIP1-like) family protein (gene NET3C). Gene Ontology annotation, cellular component: endoplasmic reticulum membrane; plasma membrane; cytoplasm. Gene Ontology annotation, molecular function: actin binding. The transcript is spliced from 2 exons. Lineage: Eukaryota; Viridiplantae; Streptophyta; Magnoliopsida; Brassicales; Brassicaceae. The record is from RefSeq and is marked reviewed. Bases 227 to 904 code for a protein of 225 amino acids.